Molecule: messenger RNA, 2669 nt
Organism: Colletotrichum godetiae
Lineage: Eukaryota; Fungi; Ascomycota; Sordariomycetes; Glomerellales; Glomerellaceae
Product: ferric reductase like transmembrane component
Exons: 1
Coding region: 224-2200 (658 amino acids)
Biological process (GO): intracellular iron ion homeostasis; copper ion import; iron ion transport
Cellular component (GO): plasma membrane
Molecular function (GO): ferric-chelate reductase activity
Source: RefSeq, a predicted model, not a curated record
CAAAAUCUAACACUCUUUGCUCUCGUCUCAUGCAACCUGAUGUUGUCUUGAGACUGACAAUACGACGGCAUUUACACAUACGUCUACCACCUCAACCAUCUGCGCACUAGCAUCUCUCUCAAAGCAGAAUAUCUCCAAAGAGUCGAGGUGUUAAGACGGCGCUGAGCGCUGUCACAAGAUACAGCCCGACCCUCGGUCGUCUCACAACACCUCCAUCAACACCAUGGAUUCUCAACUCAAGACCCAUGUGGCGGCCCGUCAUAUCCAGAAUCUGAGCGAUGCCACUACCAUAGAACCUCACUGGGGCUACGUGGAUCGAGCCCUCCCGUGUACGAACGACGCCGGGUCCUGCGCCUAUCUUGACGUUGUCUACCAUUCUCACGAUUUGGGCAUGCUAUAUGUCGGUAUUAUGUGGGCAGUCAUUGGCGCCAUCUUAUUAAUAUGGGCCAUUGGUCGACGAGCACUUCCAUCCCUCUCUGAGGAGGAUGUCCUUCGUGCUGCUCUUCUCGAGGAUACUCGUGCAAGCCAGAGCUUCCUCAACCGUCUCCGCCAGACGACCUCGUCCGCAAUCAACCGAUACCUCCUCCCCGACAGCGUCCGUUCCAUCUUCGGUAGAACUACCCGCCUGCAGGUGUUGAUCUUGGCCGUAUUGUCCGGCUAUCUCUUGAUCUUCUCCUUUGUCGGUAUUGUCUACAACACCUGGAUCACCCCCGUUAAGAAGAUGCCAGGCGUCUACAACACCAGAGUCAGUCUCGGCCCCUGGUCUGAUCGUAUUGGAAUACUUGCCUAUGCCCUCACGCCUCUGUCCGUCCUCUUCUCGACACGGGAGUCGAUUCUCUCCCUUCUUACUGGCGUUCCCUACCAAAACUUCAACUUUCUUCACCGCUGGGUUGGUUACAUCAUCGUUGUCCAGUCCAGUCUGCACACGAUCGGCUGGCUGGUGAUCGAGGUUCGUCUCUAUCAGCCUCAGCCUACGGUUGCCAAAGAAUGGAUAUCCCAGCUUUAUAUGAUUUGGGGCUGCAUCGCCUUAUUCUUCCUCAUGGCCCUCUAUAUCCUCAGCUUGCCCCCAGUCAUCCGUCUGACUGGCUACGAAUUUUUCCGCAAGUCACACUACGUGCUCGCCAUGUUGUACGUAGGUGCUUGCAUCGGUCACUGGAAGAACCUGGAGUGUUUCAUGAUUCCGGCUCUCGUUAUCUGGUUCAUGGACCGCUUUGCCCGUGUUGUCAGAACUGCGUUGAUGCAUCACAACUUCAUUGAGGGCAAGGGUAUGGGCUUCUCUGCUGCACAGGCAGCCAUGACAGUAUUUCCCGAUCCCGAGAACGGCGACGUUGUCCGACUCGACUUCAGUCACCCCCACGAUGCCUGGAAGAUUGGCCAGCACUUCUACCUGUGCUUCAGCGAGAGCAGCAUUUGGCAAUCGCAUCCCUUCACGCCCCUCAACGCCCCUACUACUGUGAACGGGAGAACGAAACAUUCCUACAUUUUCCGCGCCAAAGGUGGCGAGACGAAAAAGGUUGCUCAGAUUGCUGCACGUAAGCUCGCUGCAGGUCCUGUUGAGAAGGGUACCGCCGGUCCAACCACUCCCGUUGUCUUGACUGGACCUUAUGGCGACCCGAUUUUGAGAAACAUCACGUCAGACGUCAACAUUCUGUGUGUCGCUGGUGGCACAGGUAUCACAUAUGUUCUCCCCGUUUUGAUGAGUCUGAAGAAGCACUCCGGGGCAUCCAGAAAGCUCGAACUCAUCUGGGUUGUAAGACAUACGAACGACGUAGCCUGGGUGCAGUCUGAGCUUGAUGCUUUGGAAGCUGAGCAAGGCCCAAAGGUGGUGGUUCGCCUCUUUGCCACACGCGACUCCCGCGAUGCCCUCACUCGCCCCGGACAAUCCGGAGACCUCUCGGAGUCGGAGUCUUCGUCUGAUGCUGGCAAUAGCUCGGGUGAAAAGCAAGUACAGGUGUCGGCUCGGGCGAUAGACCAGGUGCGUGUCAACGACACCCGCCGCCAUCCCGAGCUGGCGACAGUUGUCCGAGAAUUUGUCGAUGCCACCGUGGCUGGGCGAACGGCGGUCUUCGCUAGUGGCCCUGGCGGUUUGAUGUCCGACAUGCGACAGGCGGUGGCUCAGUGUAACUCGGUGGGCAAGGUCUGGAACCGCGAAGAGCGGUACAACGUAUCACUCAUCCAUGACGAGCGUAUGGAGCGAUGAUUACAGCAGGACAGCCCAAUUUGUGACCGAUGUUGUGGUUUAUGUUGAUGUGGAAUGCAUUUGAAGCCUUAUGAGUUAAAUUAUACCCUAGAUGAGCUAUUUCGCAGCUUUUACUUGAAUAUGUUUACGUCUGUCUACCUUGAAGCUGCGCCUUGAGUAAUGGGUGAAAAGUUUUGGAGAGAUCAUAUCUUUGGUGUAUAUCUAUGGGGGUAUUACGAAGCUGUUUGAUUGGUAUGAAAAUUAACAUUUGUUUCCUAGUUUUGUGACGGGGAUGUGGAAGAAAGAAUUAGACGAAGCUUGUCGAUUCCCCCGAUGUAAAAGCGAGCACCUAAGUAGGUAUUCAAGGCUUGUAAAGGUCUAGCCAAAGCUAUUUCAUAAUGCUAUUAAGGCCUCUAGUAAUUAUAGAGACUUAUACUAAGUAGUUAAUAGUAGAGGCAAAGCCAUCUUUUAAAUAACAGCUCACUCUACC